This is a messenger RNA of Pocillopora meandrina, 1777 nucleotides long. The record is from the annotation of a GenBank genome assembly. Lineage: Eukaryota; Metazoa; Cnidaria; Anthozoa; Scleractinia; Pocilloporidae.
AUGUCGUUUUUCGCGGAUUGCUCCGUUGUCUUUUGUUCACAAUUCUUCUUCUUCGGUAUGGGUUGGAUGUUCUUCAUGAGGAGACUAUUUAGAAACUAUGAAGUACACCACACGGCCGUUCAGCUGGUCUUCUCGUUAACUUUCGCUCUCUCGUGCACCAUGUUUGAGCUCGUAAUUUUCGAGAUUCUUGGUAUUCUGGACAAGAGUUCAAGAUUCUUUCACUGGAAACUCGGGCUUUACUCCAUGUUAUUUACCUUAAUUUUUCUCCUGCCCUUCUACAUAUCUUAUUUCCUAGUAAGGACGAUUCGAUUUGUCCACAGGAGGAGAAUUGUGGUUCUACUCGCGGGUACGUUUUGGCUUGCCUUUUUGUACAUGUUUUGGAAAAUUGGAAAUCCGUUCCCAAUUUUAAGUUCUAAGCACGGAAUAUUCUCGAUCGAGCAGGGAAUCAGCCGAGUGGGGGUGAUCGGGGUCACUAUGAUGGCCAUAUUGUCUGGAUUUGGUGCAGUUAAUUGCCCUUACACCUACAUGACCUACUUCAUGAGACACGUGACCGAUGCGGAUAUUCAAAAUCUAGAGAGAAGACAGUUCCAAACAAUGGAUAUAAUUCUCAGUAAGAAAAAAAGGAUAGCUCUGGCAAAGAGGGAAAGCCAGCGUUUUGCUGCAUCCACACAGCAAAAGACAGGUAUGGUGCUUUUAUAUCAGAGUUAACCCACCCCUCCCCCCUCCUCCUCAGUCAGAUGGAUGCAUGUUUUUGUUGAAUGGGAAGGGUGAAGGCAGAGAAUUGCUCUGAGAAAGGCAUCUAGCAAUGUAGUAUACAGUUCAAAAAUAUCUCAGGUGUUGAGAGGUAAUCUAUACAAUCUUUAGAAAUAUUAGAUCAGUCAGGGAUCAAACAAGCUAAUUUAAUGUGCCUUGUUACCUUGCCAUUUCUUAAAUAAUGCUCUGAGGGUUGUGACAUAUAUAGCAGGAUAAAUUUGAACUGUUCUUUUUUUUUUAAGAAUUUCCAAACAGUUUACUGUACCUGUGUAAAUAUUACUGGAAGACCAAAGGAUUAUUGUCCUGUGUUUCGCAUUAUUUUUUAUCAGGAAUUUGGAGCAUGUUCAGCAGUAUGACAGGGAGUGGUGGCCCGGACACCAGUUAUCUCCAAAAAGAAGUAGAUGCUCUGGAAGAACUUAGUCGACAAUUGUUCCUGGAAAUUGUGGAUCUGCAUAAUACCAAAGAGAGAAUGGAAUUAUCAAAGACAUUGCAAGGAAAAUACUUUGACUUAGUUGGGCAUAUAUUCUCUGGGUAUUGUAUUUGGAAGAUUUUCAUCUCAACAGUAAACAUUGUGUUUGAUCGUGUUGGCAAGACUGAUCCUGUCACGCGUGGUAUUGAAAUAACUGUCAAUUAUCUUGGAUGGAAAUUUGAUGUGUUAUUCUGGUCACAGCAUAUCUCAUUCUUCUUGAUUGGAAUCUUAAUUGUGACAUCAAUAAGAGGUCUCCUCAUAACACUGACAAAGUUUUUCAAUGCAAUGGCGAGUAGUAAAUCUUCCAAUAUUAUUGUUCUCUUUUUGGCUGAAAUCAUGGGUAUGUACUUUGUUUCAUCUGUCUUGUUAAUGAGGAUGAACAUGCCUGGUAAAUACCGGGAGAUUAUUACAGAAGUACUUGGUGAACUUCAAUUUAAUUUUUAUCAUCGUUGGUUUGAUGUGAUUUUCCUCAUAAGUGCUCUUUCAAGUAUUGGAUUUCUCUACCUUGCCCAUAAACAAGCUCCUGAAAAACAUAUGUAUGAUAAUUCCUUUUAG